CCAAAAUGUUCGAAUUUGAUGGUUAGUACGUAUAUUUUCUUUUUUUAAAAUACGUUCUUUUGUCUGAACUUUUAGUUUUGAAUCAGUAGAUCACCAUCACAUUUCAGUUACUGUCUUGAUGGGCCCAUUUGUUAAUAACUCAAAGACAGUACAGGAAUUUUAAUUACGUAGAAACGCUUGGAUUUGGACAUUUAUGUAAACUGAUUUUCUAUCCGAUCUAUCGACAAACGUCUGUUUUAAUGCUGCGAAGUUUUCAUGAGGUUUCUGAUGCAAGCUAACUGAAUGGAGAAGAUGCAGAAACUGACGAUCAUGGAGAAUGAUGAUUUACCUGGGCAGCCCGCUUCUGGAUCCGUGCGGUUGUAUUACUUCCGAACAAGAUACUUGUAUAUCUUAGGAUUUCUUCAGAUUUUCUUCGGAUUGGCUGUGAUGGCCAUUGAAUUUUCUGCGAUCGGAAUUUUUUAUCAUGAAACGCUCUCCUAUCCUUUGGAAAUCAUUGGAGUAUUUUGCGGACUUCUUUUCAUUAUCGCAGGAUACAUCACGUUUCUUGCUGGACGGAACAAGAUUGCUCCAGCCACCCGUCACCGUUUGUUUAUCAUCGGGACCAUUUUGUCCUUUUUGGCCUUGGCAGCCGCCAUCGCCAUGCUGGUGUUCUGUGUUAUACGAGCAGAGAAAAAAUACACGGAGGCCCGCGAUAAGGAAGGACGAGAGGAUAAAAAGGGGGAGAUAUUUAAAACUCCGUACGCCAUCUCCGUCGAGGGAUUUCGGCACACGGCACAUCUUCGUUCGAUUGCAUCGGUCUUCUAUUGUCUUGUUGCCAUCCUCUUUCUGCCCAGCUUGAUCAUUCAUGUUAUUAAUAUUGGAAAGAAUAAAGAGAAUCUCGAUACCGGUUUCCACGAUUCUACCAAGAGCCCGUUCAUCUUCCCCUCAAAAAAUCGAGCGUAGCCGGAAUUUUCGUAAAGUUUACUUCCAUCAAAAUAGUUCCUGGGUGAAUAUUGAUAAUUUAUCUUUAUCAACGGCGUAAUAAUUACGCCGUAAUUCACAGUGUAACUAUUCUAAUCCAUCACUUCGGAGGUUCUCAGGGGAUUUCUAUCCGGAUUUCCUAUGUGACGGAAUGGUCUGUUACAGUAAUUUGGGCUUUUGUUUUUGUCUUCGUUAUCUCAGUGAUAUUGUUCCUGUUAUCAGUGUUAUGCCCGUAAAUGAUAUAAGAAAUGCCAAAUGAUUUUAGUUUAUAAUUUUUACGUAGUAAUCUCGUAACAGCCAUGGCAUGAAUCUCCGUUAUAGUAAUUUGGUGAAUAUUUCGUGCAAGUAUUCAUGAAGUUUAGAUUAAGUGGUUUCUGUUUUGAAAACAUUUGUUUUGGCUAUCGUGUCUGGCUAAAUUUGUGUGCUUUUAAACGGAGGUUGUGCUCAUAGUGAUCCGCAGGCUGUUAUCGCGCUGCUAUCUGCUUUCUUUCCUUGUCAUCCGAAAUGAAAUAAAGAUUGAUUUUUUAGAA
Molecule: messenger RNA, 1490 nt
Organism: Paramacrobiotus metropolitanus
Lineage: Eukaryota; Metazoa; Tardigrada; Eutardigrada; Parachela; Macrobiotidae
Exons: 3
Coding region: 283-942 (219 amino acids)
Source: RefSeq, a predicted model, not a curated record